Molecule: messenger RNA, 732 nt
Organism: Hansenula ciferrii
Lineage: Eukaryota; Fungi; Ascomycota; Saccharomycetes; Phaffomycetales; Wickerhamomycetaceae
Gene: COQ9
Product: ubiquinone biosynthesis protein COQ9
Exons: 1
Coding region: 1-732 (243 amino acids)
Biological process (GO): ubiquinone biosynthetic process
Cellular component (GO): mitochondrial inner membrane
Molecular function (GO): lipid binding
Source: RefSeq, a predicted model, not a curated record
AUGUUCAAACAGCUAAGAGUCAUACCAAGAUCAUUCUCCCCUCUAAGAUCAUCGAUCACAAGAUCAUAUCAUUCAGAAGAUCAUAAACCUUUCCAAUUUACAACACCUCAAACCAAAAUAUUAGAUGAAGCUUUGAAUUUAGUACCAAUUUAUGGAUUCCAACAUAAAGCUAUUCUUGAAGCAAGUCGUUCUCAGGGUUAUAGUGAUGCUAUUCAAUCCCUUUUCUCAAAUGGAACUUAUGAUUUGAUUCAUCAUCAUUUAGUUAAACAACGUGAACUUUUACAAACUUUUAUAACUACAGAUGAAUUUACUUCAUUGAAAUCAGAAAAUGAUAAAGUUAAAUUUUUGUUGAAGAAAAGAAUUAUGGCAAAUCAACCUUAUUUAAAACACCUUAAUCAAUUACAAAGUUAUUUAGUAUUACCACCAUAUUUCCAAUAUUCUUCAAAUGAAUUACAUAACUUAAGUGAUGAUAUCUUACAUUAUUCAGGUGAUUUUUCAAAUGAUUUCGCAUGGUAUUCUAAAAGAUUAUCCCUAAGUUCAACUUAUGUUGCAUUAGAAUUAUUUCAAUCUCAAGAUAAAUCAAACAAUUCUACCAAAACUUUAGAAUUAAUUGAUAAAAGAUUAAAUGGUAUAAAUGAAUUAGGAAAUUUUUAUAAUGAUGCUGAAGAAUUUUUAAAAUUUAGUAUUAAUUCAAGUAUUAAUUUAUUUAAAUCUCAAGCAUCAAGAGGUUAA